ACUACUUCAAACCACUGGCCUGUCCCUCCGUUUUGUAUCAAGACCCUGAGAAUAAAAUACACAUGGCACAGAUUGUAACAUUUUUUCAGAUGCUGUUAGCGCUGCUACUUCAUGAUUAUAUCUCAGCUGAAGAUGGUGAAACGAGAGCAAGUUGCCGAACUGCUCCGGCAGAUUUAGUUUUUAUCUUGGACGGCUCUUACAGUGUUGGCCCAGAAAACUUUGAAAUAAUCAAAAGUUGGCUUGUCAAUAUUACAAGAAAUUUUGACAUAGGGCCAAAGUUUAUUCAAGUUGGAGUUGUGCAGUACAGUGAUUACCCUGUACUUGAAAUUCCCCUUGGAACUCAUGAAUCCACUGAGAACCUCAUCAGGGAAAUGGAGUCCAUACAUUAUCUGGGAGGAAAUACAAGAACAGGAAGAGCUAUUCAGUUUGCCUUUGACCAUCUUUUUGCAAAAUCUUCACGAUUUUUAACAAAAAUAGCAGUGGUUCUCACUGAUGGAAAGUCCCAAGACGAAGUCAAAGAUGUAGCAGCAGAAGCAAGGAAAAAUAAGAUCACUUUGUUUGCAAUUGGUGUUGGCUCAGAGAUUGAGGAGGAUGAACUUAAAGCUAUUGCCAAUAAACCUUCAUCAACUUAUGUGUUUUAUGUUGAAGACUAUAUUGCAAUAUCAAGAAUUAAAGAAGUUAUAAAACAGAAACUCUGUGAAGAAUCUGUUUGUCCAACAAGAAUUCCAGUGGCAGCUCGAGAUGAAAAAGGAUUUGACAUUCUUGUAGGAUUAGGUGUGAAGAAAAAAGUUAAAAAGAGAAUUCAAAUAUCAACCACUAAUGCAAAAGCUUAUGAAGUAACCUCACGUGUUGACCUCUCAGAAUUAACAAGGAAUGUGUUUCCAGAAGGUCUUCCUCCAUCCUAUGUGUUUGUUUCCACUCAGAGAUUUAAAGUAAAAAAGACAUGGGAUUUGUGGAGAAUCCUGAGUCUAGAUAAGAGACCACAGAUAGCAGUCACUGUUAAUGGAGAAGAGAAAACAUUAUCAUUCACUACAACAAGUUUAAUAAAUGGUACACAAGUUAUUACAUUUGCUGCACCUCAUGUAAAGACAUUGUUUGAUGAAGGCUGGCAUCAAAUUCGUCUCUUGGUAACAGAAGACUUUGUAACUUUGUAUAUAGAUGGCCAAGAAAUUGAAACAAAGCCAUUGCAUCCUGUUUUAGGUAUUUACAUCAGUGGCCUAACCCAAAUAGGGAAGUAUUCUGGAAAGGAGGAAACAGUACAGUUUGAUAUCCAAAAACUGCGAAUCUACUGUGAUCCAGAGCAAAAUAAUCGAGAAACAGUCUGUGAGAUCCCAGGAUUUAAUGGAGAGUGCAUGAAUGGUCCCAGUGAUGUAGGCUCAACACCUGCCCCCUGCAUAUGCCCACCAGGAAAGCAAGGACCUCCAGGCCCCAAAGGUGACCCUGGGCAGCCUGGGAAUCAUGGUUAUCCUGGUCUGCCUGGUCCAGAUGGUAAGCCUGGAUAUCAGGGAUCAGCAGGAACUCCAGGUAUCCCAGGAACUCCAGGGGUUCAAGGACCUCGUGGCUUGCCCGGUAUCAAGGGAGAACCAGGAAAAGAUGGGGCAAAGGGUGACAGUGGACUACCUGGUUUUCCUGGAUUACAUGGGAUGCCAGCACCAAAGGGAGAAAGAGGUCCUAAAGGAGAUCAAGGAGUGCCAGGAAUAUAUGGAAAAAAGGGUUCAAAAGGAGAGAAGGGUGAUACAGGGUUUCCAGGACUGCCUGGGCGAUCUGGAGACCCUGGCAGAAAUGGGAAAGAUGGAUUACCGGGCAGUCCUGGCUUCAAGGGAGAAGUUGGGCAGCCUGGGUCUCCAGGCCCCGAAGGACAUCGAGGAGAGCCUGGAAUUCCUGGAAUUCCUGGAAAUCAAGGAGCAAAAGGACAAAAGGGUGAAAUUGGACCUCCAGGUCAACCAGGAGCAAAAGGGUCACCAGGAGAUACCGGUUUGAUGGGACCAGAAGGUUCACUUGGUCUACCUGGAGCUCCUGGGCCCAAGGGUGAUAAAGGCGAACCAGGAAUACAGGGGAAACCAGGAUCAUCAGGAGCCAAGGGUGAUCUAGGAGUACCAGGGGCUCCAGGUGAACCAGGCUACCCAGGCAUUCCUGGUACCCAGGGAUUAAAGGGGGAGAAAGGAAGCCAAGGUGACACUGGUAUCCAGGGACUGAAAGGAGAAAAAGGAAGACAAGGAAAUCCAGGCUUACAGGGAGUAGAAGGAUUUAGGGGAGAACGAGGAGAGAAGGGUGCAAAAGGAGAUCCAGGCAUUCGAGGCAUCAGUGGACAAAAAGGAGAAUCUGGUGUCCAGGGUUUGAUUGGACCUCCUGGCCUCAGAGGUCAGCCAGGAGAUAGAGGACCCCCAGGACCACCUGGAUCAGAUGGAAAACCUGCACGAGAAUUUUCAGAAGAGUUUAUUCGACAGGUGUGUUCAGAUGUACUGAGAACCCAGUUGCCUGCCAUUCUCCAGAGUGGAAGACUACAAAACUGUAACCAUUGUCAGUCCCAAAGUGCUGCCCCAGGACUUCCAGGACCACCAGGUCCAAGAGGCCCUGAAGGCCCAAGAGGGUUUCCUGGUUUACCAGGGAAUGAUGGCAUUCCAGGGCUGAUGGGCAUGCCAGGUCGCCCUGGGGCUCGUGGGACAAGAGGCCUGCCAGGGAAGAAUGGUGCAAAAGGCAACCAAGGAGUUGGUGUUCCUGGGAUCCAGGGCCCCCCAGGACCUCCAGGUCCUGAAGGUCCACCAGGCAUGAGUAAGGAAGGACGUCCUGGAGAGCGUGGGCAGCCUGGGAAAGAUGGAGAUCGUGGCACUCCAGGAAUGCCAGGACCAGUUGGACCCCCUGGAAUUUGUGACCCAUCACUGUGUUUUAGUGUAAUUGUGGGAAGAGAUCCAUUUAGAAAAGGACCAAAUUAUUAAUUUGUGAUAUGAUAAUUUAGAGGAAUAGCUAUGGUGCUUAUCUUUCAUGGUCUUUCAAAUCUCAGGAAGG
Passer montanus (Eurasian tree sparrow) is the source of this 3006-nucleotide messenger RNA. RefSeq names its product collagen type XXI alpha 1 chain (gene COL21A1). The transcript is spliced from 30 exons. The coding region runs from base 63 to 2936 and encodes 957 amino acids. The record is from RefSeq and is a predicted model, not a curated record. Lineage: Eukaryota; Metazoa; Chordata; Aves; Passeriformes; Passeridae.